CUUUGACUACAUUCGCCUACAGCAGCACUGUCAUUGAGAAACAUGGCUGCCUCCACGGGUGCUGCCGAUGUUGCUGCCUCUGACUUACAAGGUCUAGCUUCGGCUGCUCCGAGUAUGGACAACCCGUCCAUUCAGUACAGCAUGAUUCUGGAUCAUCUCAUCGGGGACAAGAGGCCCGUAAAGGACCUGAGCCCCGGCGUUAUGGGGGGACUGCCGGUGCCUUUUAAAAGCGACGAGCAGAAGAUGAUCGAGAGGGGAAUGGAGAGCUGCGCGUUCAAGUCGGUUCUGGCCUGUGUUGGAGGGUUCGUCCUCGGAGGAGCUUUUGGUGUUUUCACUGCUGGCAUCGACACCAAUGUUGGCUUCGACCCCAAAGAUCCUCUCAGAACUCCAACAGCACGAGAAGUCCUCAAAGACAUGGGCCAGAGGGGGAUGUCGUACGCCAAGAACUUUGCCAUCGUGGGUGCCAUGUUCUCCUGCACAGAGUGCGUCAUAGAAUCACACAGAGGUAAAUCUGACUGGCAGAACGCAGUGUACAGCGGCUGUGUAACUGGAGGAGCCAUUGGAUUCCGUGCUGGACUGAAGGCUGGGGUGCUGGGAUGUGGAGGCUUUGCUGCAUUCUCCGCUGCCAUUGAAUAUUAUUUACGGUGAACCACUAAAGAGUGGUUCGAUGGACAUAAUCAAUGCACAUGUGGGCGAGCUCUGUGAGAUAUCCAACUUGUGAAUAUUUACCUGCACAUGGAGGAUUCCUGCAAAAGCAGAACUGAGGUAUUUGGUGGAAGUGACGGUUCCUGUUUGUGCACAGCAGGCUGAAAAAGACCCAUAUGUGUUUCCUAGUGACUCAUUUCUUUUACCAUAUGGACAGUUUGAGCAAAGCCACCCAAGUUCAUGUGGAGAAUCUCCAGACUGUGAGCAGAUUGGAUCAGCUUUUGUGCUGAAGGUAUAAUGAUGAGAUGAAAAUUUCAUAUAGCAUAAUUCAUAAUUUACCUUUACUCUGUGUCACGACCACCUAGAAUCAGACUCAGAUAAAGAACGUUAGUUUGAUGUGUCUACUCAUCUAAUCCGCAUCAAGAUUAUUUAUAUUAAACAUGGGUUUUUUUUUAACUUGUUCAGAGUUUUUCUUCUUGACGUUUCCUAGUGUCCAUGACUACAACAAUCUUUAAUUCCCUUUUAAUAAUAGUGUUGAUUCUACUUCUCUUUUUUUAGACUUCCAGAAAGUAUUUAAUAUAUGUAAAUAUGUUUGUUGUUACUUUAAUUGUGUGGUGAAAUUAUACAAGUUUACAUAGAACAUUGUUUUGUGUUUCCGCCAUGACUGCUGUCCCAGACCCGACGGACCAACAGCCUUUAUAGAGCAAUCCAUGAAUCUGGUGCAGAUGUUUUCAUAAUUGAUGAGUACAACCCAUACAAAAUCACAGAUUUUGUUCUAAAUCAUUGCGUCAUGGGAUUUUUUAAAUGUAAAACUAAUUACUAUAUUGGCAAUAUCUUUCUGUUCGACAAAACUUUCAUUUAACAUCAAGUAGAUACCUCAGACUAUGAAUUAAAUAACCGCUAUGUGCAAUGCAUCUCUAAUUUUGCCUAAUUUCAUGCUUGACUGAUUAAAUAUUUAAAGAAGCCCC
Messenger RNA from Cottoperca gobio, 1613 nucleotides. RefSeq names its product translocase of inner mitochondrial membrane 22 homolog (yeast) (gene timm22). Gene Ontology annotation, molecular function: transmembrane protein transporter activity. Gene Ontology annotation, cellular component: TIM22 mitochondrial import inner membrane insertion complex. The record is from RefSeq and is a predicted model, not a curated record. The transcript is spliced from 4 exons. Lineage: Eukaryota; Metazoa; Chordata; Actinopteri; Perciformes; Bovichtidae. The coding region runs from base 43 to 648 and encodes 201 amino acids. Gene Ontology annotation, biological process: protein insertion into mitochondrial inner membrane.